Molecule: messenger RNA, 4764 nt
Organism: Schistosoma spindalis
Lineage: Eukaryota; Metazoa; Platyhelminthes; Trematoda; Strigeidida; Schistosomatidae
Source: the annotation of a GenBank genome assembly
AUGCUGACUGCCUCUUUGGCACCGACUACUAACAUCCCUAUAGUCAGUGAAAACGGAAGUCUACGUUCACGAUCAACAUCUCAGCGCCUUCGAGGUGAUCGUUCUAGAAUUGGCUGCAGUCAUUCAAAACUGUCAGCUCCAAGUGCAGAUACAUUGUCUGAUUCACUAAGUUUAGCAACAACUGCGACAGAAGGUACAAUAGGAGAGGUCUGGGAACAAAGACAGUUUCCUGUCAUGCCUUUAGGAUGUGCUGUGCUAAAAAGUCCGCCUCCAUCAUUCUUAAAUCUUUCUAAUCAAGAUAAGCAACAGCCUUCAGAAAAGGAUCUUUAUGAGUUCUUAAAAGAUGCAGAACUAGACCACUAUUACUCCGUACUUACUUGUCAUUUAAAGAUUCGUUCAGUUCAACAAAUCAAAUAUGUUGAAGAUUCUGAUCUUGCAGAACUAGGUUUCAGUCGACCUGAACAACGACGUUUACGGAAACAUUUCAAACGAGAAUGUCCGCAAACUGCUAUAGGAAAGCUAAGAAAGCGCUUAGCUCGAUCCACCAGUGGUCGAUGUUCAUCACCACGGCUCAAAGAUACAUUAGAUGGAUUAUCAUCUCGUAAUCUCAACGUACUAUCUAUUUCAUUAGAUAGUACACCAACAUCUGAAGAUAGUGAUACAAAACGACGUACACUAUUACUUACACAAAAUUCUAAAUGUCAUGAUGGUAGUAAUAAUAGUAAUAAGUAUUUAACAGACGAUUUGAAUAAUUUAACCAUUAAUGGAAAUACAAAUUAUCGGGUUAUUCAAUCGAAUGAACUUGAGAUUGGAAGUAGUCUUGGGGAAGGAGAAUUUGGAAAAGUUUUUCAGGGUGUUUGGCAUGCAGAUACAAGACGUGGUUUACAAGUUGCUAUCAAAAUUAUGGAUAUUAAACAAAUGAAUGAAGAGGAAACAUGUGAUUUUUUGAAUGAAAUAUCAAUUAUGCAUAGACUAGAUCAUCCAGAUAUUGUUCAGCUUCUUGGUGUGUGUAUUGAUGCUAAUGUAAUAAAAAUUGUUACUGAACUUGCUCCACUUCGCUCUCUACUAGAAUGUUUACGUGAAUCUGAAUUAAGAUCCAGUUUCUCUGUUCCUGUUUUGCAUAAAUUCUCAAUACAGAUUGCUCGAGGAAUGAGUUAUUUAGAAGAAUGUGGUCUUGUACAUCGUGAUUUGGCGGCUAGAAAUGUCCUAGUAUUUUCAAAAGAUGUUGUAAAAAUUAGCGAUUUCGGUAUGAGUCGUGCUCUUCAACUAGGCAAAUCAUAUUACCAAUCAAAUUUCAAUGUUAAUCUUAAACUUCCAAUUGCAUGGUGUGCACCAGAAUGUAUACAUGAUUUAUUAUUUACCAUACAUUCAGAUAUAUGGGCUUAUGGUAUUACAUUAUGGGAGAUAUUCACUUAUGGAUUCACUCCAUGGGCUGGUCUUACUGGUCGACAAAUAUUAGAAAUGAUCGAUACACCACGUUUUGGUCGGUUAGAUCAACCAGAUUCAUGUCCAGAUCCAAUUUACGAUGCUGUGAUGCGAGCAUGUUGGGCACAUGAACCAAAAGCUAGACCAACAUUUACUCAAUUACUAGGUAUGCUUCCACGUCUUAGUCCCGAAAUUUGGAUAACCACAAGUGAAUAUCGUCCUGAUACAGAUUCGAAUUUGGAUGCAAUUAGUACAUCAGGGGAAGAAUUCCCAUAUAAUCCUGGUUUUCGUCCACAUGGAACACGUUCAUUAGGUCGUCCACUGUUUAUUAGAGCAAAUGAAACAGUGUGUAUACUUGGCAAAAGAAGUAGUAACACAUGGAAAGUGGUAAAUUUACGUACGGGCCUUGUAGGUUGCAUUCCAUCAGGAAUUUUAAAACCAUACAAUACUCCUGGUAACGAUCCAUCUGUUACCCGUGAUCGUCAUACACUAAUUACCAAUAAUACUGCCACAUCGUCACCAAAUACUAUGGGGUUAGUAGCAAAAACACGUUUACGUAUGAGUCGAAGAGCUUCAUUAACAGAUUUGGCUUUACGCAAAACUGUUUCUCGACUUAGCAAAUUCAGUUUAAUCAAUCCAAUCGAUAACAAUAGUAGUAAUAAUCAUAAUAAUAGUACUAUUAGUAGUAGUAGUGGUACAUCACGUUCACGUAUAAAAUUAACUGCAGAUCAAAUAAGUUCACCACAAAAUGAUUUUCGACAUAUUGGUCAUGUUGGUUCAGAUGGUCGAACUUUUGGUGACAUUGGUUUAGUUAGCAAAAUGAUUGAUUUGAAUGAUAAUCUCUCUGAUUCUCAAUCAUUUAACGAUUUUACUGUAUCUGAAGAAAAAUGCAAACCCAAUAAAUCGAAUACUUUGCAAAUUAAUCCUUCGAAUAUUAAAAUUUAUCAAGAAACAACAAUGAAACAUAUUUCAUUACCAAUAACAACUAACACAUCAAUAAUUGGUGAUUCGUCUGUGACAAAAAAAUUUACAUCAAAGAAAAACACUCACACAUCAAGUACUCUCUUACCUACUAAUUACAAUAAAUCUACGAAUAAAGAUUAUACAGAUUUAUUAUUCGAUGAUAUCAAAUUCAAUGUGAUUUCUGAAUCAAAUGGGUUAGAUUUAGGCUCAUCAUUACUAGAUGAAGUAUUCAAAUGUUUCCCAAUAGAAAAAUCCACUACCAAUGACAAUGUGAAUCAUAAUACUGAUGGUGCUAAAAAGUCAAAUGGUGUGACUACUACUACUACUACUGCCAUUACUACUAAUAAUAGGGAUAUUAAAGAUCAUUCUAAUUGUGACGAUUCGCUUCAAAUGAAUGGUACACGUAUUGAUGGUUCUACAAGAUCGAAUUCAACUGAUUAUUUAAACAAAGAAUCUCUAGCAACCAACAGUACCAUAUUUAGUCAAACAUCAGAUUUGACUGGACGUGGUAAACAUUCAUCAAAAUCAAAUGGAUUUCGUAUUCCUCCUUUAAUAAAUAAAAUUAAUCGUUUAGAAAUAUCGAUACCAUCUACUACUACUACUAGUACUACUACCACAACCGCUACUACUAUUACUACUGACAAUUAUAGAAGUAGAAAAAAUAAAAAUAAUCAAAUAAAAACAUUGAAUAAUAAUUAUGAACAAUCUAAUGAUGAAUUAAAUGAUUCAACCUAUACUGAUAAUACAAUCAUUGAUGAUAGUCCUGUUGCUGUUGUUGUUGAUGAUAGUGAUAAAGAUGAUUGUCAUAAUCGUCAACGUCAUCAUCAUCUUGAAAACAUGAAAAUGAAUAAUAUUGUUAAUAAUAAUAAAACAGAGUCAAAAUUUUCAUGGAAACGUAGUUCAUUUAGUAGUUUAACACAUCGUAGUUCAUCAAUAUCAAAAUCAUUAAAUAAAACUAAUAUUAUUAAUGGAUUUAAUCAAUUAGAUAAUGAAAAUAAUAAUAAUAAUAUUAAUAAACGAUUAACAAUUAGUAGACCAAUUUUAUUAAGUCGACCAAAUUCAGUUACACAUACAACUUUAAAUCGUCUAGCAUCCAAUUCAUCAUCAUCUUCAAUUAUUGGUAAUCUAACUGAACCAAGUAGUUUAGGUAGUUCAACAACAAGUCGUGAUAGUUCAUUAACUGUUGUUUCAUCAUCAUACAAUGGUUGCAGCAGCAGUAGUGGUGGUGGUGGUGGUGUUGGUAUCGGCUACAGUCUCGUCGGCCCUAGUAUCGGUGGAUAUACAUCACUAAAUAAUACUGCUAGUCAGGAUGAAUCAGCAUUUACAGAGCAACAACAGCAAACUCAACAUCAGUCUUCAAUAUCAUCAUCAUGUUAUUACGAGACAUCUACAAAUGGAUCACUUUCACCAGCGUCUAGUCUAUCAUCUAUGAUAUCGGCUACAUGUGUUCCAUCUCAUUCGUUAACAUCCAGUAUUUCAAAUUCUAUAAAUAAUAAUAAUUCUACAUCAUUAUGCAAUAAUAAUAGUACAUCGAUUGCACAAGGUUGUCUACGAGCAUUAAGAUCUGGUGAAACAGUAUUUCGUGCAUCAACGAAUAUUUCAACUAGUACAUUGAAUUCACGAAGAAAAGUUAGUACAUCUUCAAGAACAAAUACUCCAAUGUUGUUGACAGAUGAAAGAGCAACAAAUCCAAGAAUCAAAAAUUUAUCACCAACUGUAACAUUAGUUAACUUAUCAACAAAAAGUUCCAAUGAUGAUGCUGUUUCUUCAUCAAGUUUAUUAAGAAAGAAAUCCAACUUAUUAUUUAAUCGUGAUAUAUAUCAGCCAUCAUCAUCAACUGAAUGUAGUCCAAAUCAUCAUUUAACUAAUUCUACUAAUAUAACAACUGGCAUUAAUACUAGUCAUGCAUUACAACAACAUAAAACUUUAAAUCGUGUAGAGCUAUCACAUUCAUCAUCAUCUUCAUCGUCAAUAUCACCACUAUCUACACCAUUUUUAGGUGAAUCAACGGUACAGUGUUCUCAAACAUAUAAUGUUCAAUCGAAAUUGUGUCACCCAACAACACCAAAAAUAGACACAACACCAUUAAAUGAAAAUAAUUGUAAUGUGUCCAAUAUGGAUUUAAACAGUGUAAUGGCAUCAUUUUUAAGCAAAGAUUUUGGUAGUUUUCUUGAUAAUGAUACAAAUCUAUGUAACACGAAUGGUAUUAAUGGUGAUGAUAGUACUGGUCGUUUUCAAUUGAACGAAAGUCGUGUCCCAUCGAGUUCUCAUUCCAAUUUGUCCAAAUCACCAUUCAAAUCAAGUUUAUCUAGAUUACCACCGAAACGUGGAAAUCUACGUAGUGCCAAUGAUGAUGAUGAUGUACUCGCUAUUUAA